Messenger RNA from Lolium perenne, 1498 nucleotides. RefSeq lists its product as uncharacterized. Gene Ontology annotation, molecular function: protein binding. NCBI's taxonomy places the organism in Eukaryota, Viridiplantae, Streptophyta, Magnoliopsida, Poales, Poaceae. The record is from RefSeq and is a predicted model, not a curated record.
CAGCCGGCGACCAUGGCGGAGGGGGUAACAGCAGAACCGGCGUCUCUCCUCCGCGGCCUCCCCGAUGAGAUCGUCCUCUGGGAGAUCCUCAUCCGCCUGCCCCCCAAAUACCUCCUCCGCUGCCGCGCCGUCCGCCGCGCCUGGCGCGCCGCCACCUCCGCCCGCGACUUCCUCCUGGCCCACCACGCCCGCCAGCCCAGCCUCCCCAUCUUCUCCGGCGACGACGCGUGGAUCCUCGGCGUCCACUACCACAACAUCCUCGCCUUCGACCACCGGGCCGCCACCGAGGACGACCAGCUCCACGCCGUCGCCCGGCUCGACGACGCCUUCCGACCGGUGGCCGCUUGCGACGGCCUGCUCGUCCUCUCCAAGCUGUCCACGCUUGGCUCUGCCGGCGCCUGCCUCUCCAUCUGCAACCCAGCCACGCGUGAGCAUGCUCUCCUCGGCCUACACUGCGACUUCGAAGUCAUGGGGAUGUACCUGCACCGCCCUACCGGCGAGCACCGUCUGUUGCUGCAGCGGAGGAGGUCCCAGGCAGCAUAUCUUCUGGUACAGAAAGAAGACCAAGCUGGCUGCUACGUCUUCUCGUUGGGCUCCGGCCAGCCGCCGAGGUACAUCGGGUGGCCGGAGAUGGCGUCUCUGAACUUCAGCGUACCUGUCUCGGCACGUGAUAGCCUGCAUUGGUACCCAGUGUAUUGUCCGACCGAAACAAACCCAUCGCUGUAUGAAAGCAAACUCAUAGUAUUCGACACCAUAUCCGAGUCGUUCCGGCUGAUGCGUGAGCCAACUAUUCUCGGCAGCUCAUAUGCCUUUGACAUGGAUGGCACGCUCGGCAUCUUUACCCGGAACCCUUCCACCAAAGCUAUCGAUAUACGGGUGCUGCACAACUACGAAAGCGAGGUUUGGGACUUGAAGUACCAGAUCAAAUUGCCGGUUGCUGAAAUCAGGAGGGAGUUUCAAGACUGUGGUGGAUAUUGGGAUUGGGAGUUGGAUGUCGUUUCGGUGGAUGGUGGCGUGCUCUUGCUUGUCCAGCUUCCUCGGUGGCUGCUUCAUGUUGAUAGUAAUGACAGAAUGGUUAACAGUUUCUAUCGGGGUCGCCGAUCGCUCUCUAUGACUGGUUUUCAGCUAAAGCAGAGUCUUGUUCGGCAUACCUUCUUUCCAGCUCUACAUGGUUAUGCUGUGAACGCUUCACCUUUCAUCCGACCUGUUGAGUGAGUGGUGAGCUGCAAUAUAUAUUGGUUGCAUGAAUUAUGAACCUGCUGGCUUCUUCUAAGUUAUGAUCAGAAACUCUGAAUAUGAUGUAGUUGCUUGAAAUCUAUGCUUGUCUCGGUAUGAUCAGAAGCUCUGAAUGUUAUGUGGUUGCAUGAAAUCUAUGCCUGUGUCGUUACCUUUUGGGCUGAAGUUACGGGUGUCUCUGUUGAUGCUAAAACCAAUUAGUCAUUUUGCCUUGAUUUUGAAACAUGUGCCUACUAAUAUAAUCAGUGCCAUUUCUCUAUUA